This is a messenger RNA of Octopus sinensis (East Asian common octopus), 1324 nucleotides long. RefSeq lists its product as uncharacterized. NCBI's taxonomy places the organism in Eukaryota, Metazoa, Mollusca, Cephalopoda, Octopoda, Octopodidae. Bases 774 to 1169 code for a protein of 131 amino acids. The record is from RefSeq and is a predicted model, not a curated record. The transcript has 4 exons.
GCCGAGUCACUGUUAAUUAUUUGUUCUACUUUUCUGUAGCUGGAUGAUCAAUGCAUUAACUGCUACGCUUGUUAGAGAUAGAUGCACGUUUUUAGCUUAGUCCUCGAGUCUUGUUAUAUUUUUUACAAGUCAAAUACAAUAAUACGGCAUAUCUAUCAAUCAAUAACUUGAUUAACUGGCAUUUAUUUUGCUUUUAACUAAAUUAAUAACAUCUAACCCCUUUUCACACACGAACACUAUAAAAUCCCAGCGUACUUUUCUCAAAUAAGCAACCGCCCGUAUAGUAAACAAAGCAAGUGGUUUCGGUUUCUACAGUUGCUGAGGUUUUAAAUCUACUUUAGUUGCUAUUUUUAUUAUUUUAUUUUAUGUGCUGAGUUUAAAAGGGACGCUGAUCGUAUCCUUUGUUUACAUUUUCUCCUCUUUACCGGUAACAUUCAUUCGGUUACAGGUUUGAUCGAUGCUUCGUUAAUAAUAGCUAUUGUGUAAACUUUUAUAUUUUUAUUAUCAUUAACACCAUUCGUGCAAACAGAAAUCUUCAUCCCUAAUGUUUUACCAGCAAGAUAUAUAAAUUCAAACUGAGGAUACUUUUUCUUAACAACUCUAAAACAAAGAAAUACACCUGUUGUACAUAUAUAAAUAUUUCUAUUUAUGUUCACUACUUAAAUACCAUCUCGCUUAUAUUUCUUCAUACCCAGAACUGUUAGAGGACCCACGCAUGUUUUGUUAAGAAUCUUUUAAUCGAUAUUUUUAAUAAUAUUAACACAGUUACCAAUAUGUACGAUCUCAAGCGUAAAUCGUGUGUUUUAUCGAGCUGCGAUACUUUUGCUGGAGACAACAAUACCAGGAAUGGGGACUUCACUACUUUGGCUAAGAAACAGCGUCCUUCAUCUAAUAAAUUUAUAUCUACCUGUGUGGAGUCUGGUGCCGAUAACAAGCUAUCACUGGAUAACAUCAACAGCUGUGCUGUUGUGACUAAUUCCUGUUUACCUCAGUUUAAUACAAACAUCUCCUUUGAAUCGUCAACUCUCCCAUCGCAAUCAGAACCCAGUGAUGACAAUAUGGAUGUUUCAUCUGCCCCAUAUUCAUGCCCUGUCAUAUACUCUCAGCCUCGGUCAUGCAUCAUGUGUGCUGCAGGAGACUCUGGUCACAUAAACCAUAUAUUGAGGUGAUAUGUCCCAGUGAUGAGAAAAUCUACAAGAAUCCUCAUAACUACAACUUUUACAUGAAGGACUGGUCCUUCUCUUUUCUUUUUUUUUUUUUUUAUACUUUUUCAUAACUGACUGCUAUGUCAAACUGAAGAGGGAGGCAACAGCUAAAAUAAAAA